CACAGUGCAUUGUGGGAUUGAGGAGGGCGAUCUGGACCAACACCUGUUGUGAUGUUGUCUGGACACGUUAUUCAUACAUGACAAUACAGAGCAGUACCGGGAAGUUAGAUUAAAUCAUUAGAAAUGUCCUGGGAUAGCUUACCAGCAAGGAGUGGAUAUUCCAAAGCAUUCAAGAGCUGGAUUUAACAGGACCCAUCACCUCUCCCACCCGUGUAUCCCUCCACCUCAGUCUUCCCGAAUCUACUUUCCCCCUGUCGGUGCUAUGACUUCAGAAGAGAGCGAUGUAGUCGGCAAAACCAACACAAGCUGCUCCGCGCCGGAGGGCCCCGGCUGUGAUUCCUCGGAGCUCGAUUGCACGGUGUGCUUCUGCCCCUUCGACAAUGUCUUCAAGGUCCCCAAAGUCCUGAGCUGCCACCACACCUUUUGCCUGGAGUGCUUGGCCCGCAUGAACGUGUCCUCCGAGAAAAACAAGACCCUGGUUUGCCCGUUAUGCCGUGAGGAAACCCAGUUGGAGACAGGGAAGGGGCUGCCAGACCUGCCCAACAACCUGGAGCUGAUCGGCAAGCUGGCCCCGGAGAUGCAGGGCGCCGUCUCGGUGAGGUUUAACAGAAGCAAAGGCCGCCUGUGGGUUAAAAAGAAGAUGGACCCCGCCUCCCUGAUCAAGCCCAGCAAGGUGGACAGCGUCAGCCUCUCUUUGGAUGUCGGCCGCCCCCCUUCCAGGGUCAGGACUGGGGCCUCCAGGCUGCUCCGCUCCACCCGGUGCUUCUACCCGGUGCUUGUCGUGGCAGUGGUGACCGUGGCUCUGGUCCUGUCUGGGAUUCUUAUAUUCUUGGUGAUUCCCAGUUUCAUGCACCGCCAAGAUCAAACUGUCAUACACUAUUAUAAUAUAUCCAUCACACCCCCACCGCCAAACAGCACUCAGAUUUAAUAGAAGGGAUCGCCGGAGUGUUUAAGGAGGCACUAGCUGAUGGAAUGGUUCAUUCCUCUUGUCGUGCAUUUCCAUUCAUUGUCUCUCAUGUGCAGUUUGGCAAGAAGUGUUUAAAUGACUGUUUUCUGUAUUGAAGAGCAGACUUGCUAUAGAGUUUCCCUUGCUGGAAUUAGAGACUGGGAAUUGGAGAGUGAUCUCUUAUCCCCCCGUAGGAUUUUGAAAAGCGCCUUGGAGCCUCGCUGCUUGUCAAGUCCACUCUGCUCACUGUCUUUGUAAAUAGCAGGGGUGAUGUGGCUUGUAUUCUUUCAAGAUGUCCUUUAAUAUACUGUAAUGUACAGAGUUUUAUUAAAAUGUAACUGUUCUUUG
Molecule: messenger RNA, 1294 nt
Organism: Acipenser ruthenus (sterlet)
Lineage: Eukaryota; Metazoa; Chordata; Actinopteri; Acipenseriformes; Acipenseridae
Product: RING finger protein 225-like
Exons: 2
Coding region: 263-928 (221 amino acids)
Biological process (GO): protein ubiquitination
Molecular function (GO): ubiquitin protein ligase activity
Source: RefSeq, a predicted model, not a curated record